Parascedosporium putredinis is the source of this 2412-nucleotide messenger RNA. Lineage: Eukaryota; Fungi; Ascomycota; Sordariomycetes; Microascales; Microascaceae. The record is from the annotation of a GenBank genome assembly.
AUGGCAAGUCAUCUCAUCCGGCCUGUAAGGCAAUUGCUCGCCUUUCCAACAAGACACCUACGGGCACCGGCCCAACGGCGAUGGGCCCAGGUUCACGAUGUGCGAUUCCUUGCGACCGCCGAGCCCCCGAGGGCCGUCAUCGAGAGGUAUCGGGAGAAGCUCGACCAAAAGGCAAGGGAGCAGGGCUAUGGCGAUUUGGAGGAGCUAAAAACGGCAUACUCUGAAAAGAUUGCCACCGUUCGCCAAAAGAUGCCGUCCCCGAUUCGCUCAAGCCUCCUCGCCGAGCUCGUCGAGCGAAUCCUCGUCCGCAGCGACGCCCGAAUCCACACCCCCGAGCAGCCCCUCGGGCACACCCUCGAAAUUCGCCUCCACGGAACUCAUAGCCAUCUGGCGCCUCCGCCACGCCCACGACCCGCUGACCCUUUGCGCCGCGAUUCCCGCCGCCACCUACGCGGCCAUGGAGGCUGCCGCGCGCUCGGCCCCCAGUUCGUGCUGCCCGUCCCUCAUCCGGAGCAGGGAGCCGAAAUCCACUUCCUCCAAUGGACCUUUGACGCCGCGUCCAACACGAGCACCGUUCUGUUUACCCAGCUCGCCGAGUACAAGGCCCGCGGCGAGUUCGCGCAGCCGCAUACGACCAUUACUCACCACAAGGACCUCCUAGACGAGAGGGGCCUCGUCCUCAUGCAGGGGCAGGUCGUUGAGAACAGGGGAGCCAAGGUGGAGGAUGCUAGGUUCCUCGUCCUGUGUCUGCAAAAGUUUUACGGUGCCUGGGAGGAAUCCGGCCAACCUCGCGCAGAACGAAAGCAACUAUUAGACUGGCGCUUCAUUCUCGUCAUCAUGCCGUUGACGUCUCCGUACCCAGACGUGCCGCUCCCGCAUAUCGAUCUCUGGAGCUUCCUUUACGAACGUCAGGAUAUCGAGUUCGGACCCGACCAUGGGCCUAAAGAGUCAAUGGAACUGGCAAAAGGGGACAUCCUGGCGCUUUACGCGCCAAAUAGCAUUGACACGCCUGUUGUGAUGCUCGGGACCCACUGGGCCGGGGGCAUCAUCUGCCCGGCCAACCCUCUGUAUACCGCGGGUGAGCUAGCCCACCAGCUCAAGGAUUCCAAAGCCUCCGCUAUCGCGACACAACUGCCGAUGCUGCCCAUUGCGAGAGAGGCCGCUGCCGCAGUGGGAAUCCCCGAGAAUCGCAUCAUCCUCAUCGGCGAUACGCGAGAUGAGACGAACCACUUCAAGCACUGGACGCAAAUCACAGACCAGAAUCUCCUCUUCACUCCAAAGAGGACAAAGAUAGAUCCUGUCAAGGACCUUGCCUUUAUCGUGUAUAGUUCGGGAACGACUGGCCUCCCCAAAGGUGUUGUUUUGACACACUUCAAUGUUGUCGCAAAUAUGGCCCAGAUCAAGCACUUUGAUUUCAGAUACCUUAACUGGGCCAAGGACGUUCAGCUUGGAGUAUUGCCUUUCUUCCACAUAUAUGGUUUGGCCAUCAUCAUCCUCGGCGGCAUGAAUGCGGGGAUUCAGACCGUCGUCAUGCCCAAAUUCGACCUGGAACGGUUUUGUCAGCUUGUCCAGGAGCACAAGAUUUCCGUCACCUACGUGCCACCGCCCAUUGUACUCGGGCUGGCGAAGCACCCCCUUGUGUCCAAGUACGACAUGUCGUCGAUUCGGUUCCUCAACUGCGCCGCUGCCCCGCUCACUAGGGAACUCGUGGAGGAGCUGUGGCAAAGGCUGAAGAUCCCCGUUAAGCAGGGCUACGGUCUUUCGGAGACGAGCCCUGCCGCGGUCCUCCAGAUGCUUGACGAGUUUGGAAAGUUUGUGGGGUCCGUUGGCAAGCUGAUCCCCAACAUGACAGCCAAGAUCAUCGACAGCGAGGGCAACGAGGUCACAAAGGCGGGCGAAGUCGGGGAACUUCUUUUGAAAGGACCCAACGUAUUCAGCGGAUAUCUCAACAAGCCGGAACAAAACAAGGAAAUCUUUACCGAGGACGGCUACUUUAAGACGGGCGAUAUCGUGUAUCGCGAUGACAAGGACAACUUCUACGUAACUGACAGGGUUAAAGAACUGAUCAAAUUCAAUGGAUUUCAAGUCGCGCCUGCCGAGCUCGAGGGAAUGCUUCUCGGGCGAGAGGACACCCUCGACUCCUGUGUAAUCGGCGUUUGGGAUGCGGAGCGACAGACCGAAGUGCCCAGGGCCUACGUUGUGAUGAGACCGGGUAUCGCCAAGAACGACGCUCUUGUCCAGGAAAUAACCGACUGGCUUGCGAAGCAGACGGCGCCGCACAAGAAGCUGCGGGGUGGCGUUCGUUUCAUCGACGCCAUCCCCAAAUCCCAAGCGGGUAAGAUUCUCCGUAGGGUCCUGAAAGACCAGGUGAAGCAGGAGGAGGAGGCGGCCAAAGACAAGGCAAAGUUGUAA